CUCUACCGGAAGUGUCAUGGCGUCUUUUGUCUAAUAAUAAAAUUUCGCAAACAAAUAUCUUAAUUUAGAGGUUUAAUAAUGAUUAAAGCAAUAUUGGUUUUUAAUAAUCACGGAAAGCCACGUUUAUCAAAAUUUUACCAAUACUAUGCAGAAGAUGUCCAGCAUCAGAUUAUAAGAGAAACUUUUCAUCUAGUUUCUAAACGAGAUGACAGCGUUUGUAAUUUUCUGGAAGGUGGAACAUUGAUUGGAGGAUCAGACUAUAAACUUAUCUAUCGUCACUAUGCUACACUCUACUUUGUAUUUUGUGUUGAUUCUUCUGAAAGUGAGCUGGGGAUACUAGAUCUUAUCCAGGUGUUUGUGGAGACUUUGGAUAAGUGCUUCGAAAAUGUAUGUGAACUGGACUUAAUUUUUCACGUUGAUAAAGUACAUUACAUUCUAUCUGAGCUGGUUAUGGGGGGUAUGGUGCUGGAAACAAACAUGACAGAGAUCAUCACACGCAUUGAGGAACAAAACAAACUGGAGAAACAAGAGACUAGAGCUCAUCUGGUGGGAGUUGUGCACAAAAUUGGGGGAAAUGCUGGCAUUUAUGGUCAAACAGAUGACCUUGAACUUGAUGGCAUCCAGGGUCAACAGAAACACCAGUCUAUCUUUCUACCUAAAGGUGUGAGGUUCUAAGGCUGGGAUAUCAGCAGCACCUGCCAGGGCGGUCUCCGCAGUCAAGGAAAUGAACAUUCCACAAAAAAUUAAAGACAUUAAACUACCAGACCUGCCCAGCAUAGGCAACCUCAAGUUUUAGACUGCCUCAUCACACCUCGCUUGUUGCCCUAUGUACUCAACUUUAGAGCUCAGCUCUAGUUGUCAUUUGGCUAGUGACAUCUUGUAGAGUGAAAGUCUAACGUAUGUUCAUAGUCAGAUCUUGUAGAGUGAAAGUCUAACGUAUGUUCAUAGUCUGAUCUUGUGAGAUGAAAGUCUAACGUAUGUUCAUAGUCUGAUCUUGUGAGAUGAAUGUUUAUGUUCAUAGUCAGAUCAUGUGAGAUGAAAGUUUAAUGUAUGUUCAUAGUCAGAUCUUGUGAGAUGAAAGUUUAUGUUCAUAGUCAGAUCUUGUGAGAUGAAAGUCUAACGUAUGUUCAUAGUCUGAUCUUGUGAGAUGAAAGUCUAACGUAUGUUCAUAGUCUGAUCUUGUGAGGUGAAUGUUUAUGUUCAUAGUCUGAUCUUGUGGGAUGAAAGUUUAAUGUAUGUUCAUAGUCUGAUCUUGUGAGAUGAAUGUUUAUGUUCAUAGUCAGAUCUUGUGAGAUGAAAGUUUAUGUUCAUAGUCAGAUCUUGUGAGAUGAAAGUUUAUGUUCAUAGUCAGAUCUUGUGAGAUGAAAGUCUAAUGUAUGUUCAUAGUCUGAUCUUGUGAGAUUAAUGUUUAUGUUCAUAGUCAGAUCUUGUGAGAUGAAAAUUUAAUGUAUGUUCAUAGUCUGAUCUUGUGAGAUGAAUGUUUAUGUUCAUAGUCAGAUCUUGUGAGAUGAAAGUUUAAUGUAUUUUCAUAAUCUGAUCUUGUGAGAUGAAAGUUUAUGUUCAUAGUCUGAUCUUGUGAGAUGAAAGUUUAACGUAUGUUCAUAGUCAGAUCUUGUGAGAUGAAAGUUUAAUGUAUGUUCAUAGUCUGAUCUUUGUGAGAUGAAUGUUUAUGUUCAUAGUCAGAUCUUGUGAGAUGAAAGUUUAAUGUAUGUUCAUAGUCAGAUCUUGUGAGAUGAAAGUUUAAUGUAUGUUCAUAGUCUGAUCUUGUGAGAUGAAAGUUUAAUGUAUGUUCAUAGUCUGAUCUUGUGAGAUUAAAUUAACUUAAGUUCAUAGUCAGAUCUUGUGAGAUGAAAGUUUAAUGUAUGUUCAUAGUCUGAUCUUGUGAGAUGAAAGUUUAAUGUAUGUUCAUAGUCUGAUCUUGUGAGAUGAAAGUUUAAUGUAUGUUCAUAGUCUGAUCUUGUGAGAUGAAAGUUUAAUGUAUGUUCAUAGUCUGAUCUUGUGAGAUUAAAUUAACUUAUGUUCAUAGUCA
Messenger RNA from Physella acuta, 2029 nucleotides. RefSeq names its product AP-3 complex subunit sigma-1. Gene Ontology annotation, cellular component: AP-3 adaptor complex; membrane coat. The record is from RefSeq and is a predicted model, not a curated record. Lineage: Eukaryota; Metazoa; Mollusca; Gastropoda; Physidae. Gene Ontology annotation, biological process: Golgi to vacuole transport; intracellular protein transport.